UGCUCGGUAUACUGUGUUAAAAUUAAUAAGAGCGUAGUAUCGGUAAUUCUUUAUGCAUCUAAGCGAAAUACAGAAAGGCAGAACCACAAUGAAAACGGUGAUUUGGGGUUUCUUAAUCGGUGUGCUUUUACCAGUUUCACACACUGAUCAAGGUCUCAACGAUUUUGUUGAAAUCUUUCGCGAUGAUUUUAAUGGCAGUGGAACACCUGACCCGGCAAAAUGGAAGCUAGAGCAGACCGCUGCAGGUGCUGAUAUUCGAAAUGAAAGACAGGUGUUUCGAAGGGAAAAUUUUGCUCUGGAAAACGGAUUAUUGCAUUUAUUCACUCGAAAUGAGCAAUACAACGGUUACAACUAUACUUCGGGGAGGGUGAGCACCCGAGGCUUGUUUGAUUUUCAGUACGGAGAGCUGGAAUUGCGCGCCAAGAUAACUGCAGACAUUCAGCAUAUCGGGGGGACCGUGACGCUACAAAACUCUCAAUGUGACACUACGAUUCCUUGUCGAGAAUUUCCGGGGAAAGCAACCGUCUUUAUCGGUGGCGGUGAAGCGCUGGCCAGCAUCGCCGACCAUGUGCCCCGAGCAAGGCCUCCUCCGGAAAUGUCGACCCUCUAUUUCAAAACUCUUCCAAGUAAUUUCACUCAGGACUUCCACGUGUUCAAGGUAACAUGGACACCGGAUCAACUUGUCUGGUUUAUUGACGACGUCGCAGUAUGGAGUAUUACUGGAGAGGCGGUACCCCGAGUGCGUAUGCAGGUUGUGCUGAACAGUUAUGCGGGGCAAUUUAUGCCUUCUGUUGCUCCUCCGGAUGUCAAACUCCCUUUUGGUUUUACUAUCGAUUAUGUGGUAGUGCGACAGUCCACUAACUCCACCGGAUCAGCCUGAAGCUUCUGGAUUAUCAAUGCGUGAUGUUUUACUGAUACCGUUAUCCUUUGGAAAAUAUGUCGAACAUUAGAUAUAUAUGUCUGUCAUUGGGCUUUUAGUUAGGAAUGAUACCGGUGUCUUAGAAUUAAAGAACCGGUGUUGUUCUUGAUCGCUUAACUAAUGUGAAGUGCUUUAUACUGAGCGUUACUAGCUCGAUUUUCCUCUUUGCCAUUUUUAGUACUGGUUGUUACAAAUAUUGCGAACAACGAAACAUCACAA
Paramacrobiotus metropolitanus is the source of this 1138-nucleotide messenger RNA. RefSeq names its product clotting factor G alpha subunit-like. The transcript has 3 exons. Gene Ontology annotation, molecular function: hydrolase activity, hydrolyzing O-glycosyl compounds. Bases 53 to 880 code for a protein of 275 amino acids. Lineage: Eukaryota; Metazoa; Tardigrada; Eutardigrada; Parachela; Macrobiotidae. Gene Ontology annotation, biological process: carbohydrate metabolic process. The record is from RefSeq and is a predicted model, not a curated record.